AUGGGGGCGUUUGUGUUAUUCUUAUUUUUAAUUUACAUAAAUGAAAAUAUUGCAAUAAUACCAAACGAACAGACGUUUCCAUUAAAUGUUAAAUCGAAAGUGUCUCCUGCUGCUCCAUAUAAUCUCCCAAUACGAAGAUAUAAGGAAGAAUAUUACGACCCUUUUCUGAAUGAUAUUAACUCUGAAACACAGAACCGGAAGGAAUUUUUCGAUGAUCCUUCCUAUAGAUUCUAUAAGGAUGACGACAUUUUGAAGUCCGAAAGAUUUAACUUCAAACUUCCUCCUCAAUCUAGAAGAGAUAAUGAAUAUAGAACAUCAAAAAGAAAUCCUGAAAUUUCACCAGAAAAUCAUUGUCUUCAGUCUAAAAUAAAUGACAAUGAUUUUUCUACUCAAGAACUAUACCCCAGUAAAGAAAUGGGAAAUGCUGAAAAGCCCAAUUGUAGUAACCGAGAAAAUGUUCUGAAAAGUAAAACCUUGGAUAUGGAGGAGGAUAUAGCCAAAAUACAACUUGCAUCACAAUUCUUUAUGCAGAUUCCUUUAAAAUCUGAAUAUAGUUUAGAUAAUGCUUACAUACCACACAUUUCUCCAAUAGUAGAGUGUAGGGGAGUCAAUAAAAAUUAUAGUGAGUUUUCAGAAAGAAUUCCUCUUGAUAAUAGGCACAUAAAUAAGAAACCAGGCACUAAUUUACCUGGAAAUUAUAGGACAUCCAAUGAAGCUGUCGAGUUUAAAGAUCAAACUCAUUUAAAGCAUUCGCUUACGUCUUCAGCAAGUGCUGUAGAAAAUAGACUACUUACAUCUCACAUAACAAAAACAUUUGAAAAAGUAAAAGGAGACGAGGAAAAUAUAUCUGAUGGCCAUCUAAACGAUAUUCCUUUUUGGAAAACACCAUCAAAUAAAAAAUAUAUGGAUAGCCUCGAAAAUAAAUUGAGAAACUUAUAUGCUGUUAAUCAUACUAAAGAUGUACAAAAUAUUAUCGAACAGUCUAAGACUACACCGUCAUCUUCGAGGUUACCUCAGCAAAUAGCAAGUGAGCAAAUACACAAACCAAAACCUUUUGAAUCUCAAAAAACUUAUGAUAAUAGUUCUUUAUCGACUACUCCAGGGGUAACAGGGAUUUCUCUGAGUGAUAAAUCUCGCAACAGGCUCAAUGAAAUUCCUUGUCCUUCCGUUAAUCAGACGUGCACCGAAACAAGACACGAAAAUAGUUUUAGUAACAGUACCGUGGAAGAUAUGAACCCUGCAAGAUUUUUAAGACGACAAAUACAGACCACGGCAAACCAGAUUAUUCCGUCUCAUUAUGACAUGGCUAAAAAUUCAAAAUCAAUCGGAGCAACACAAGAAACACCACAUCAUUACGAUAAGUUGUGCAGAUCACCUAUAUUUGAUGUUAAUUCUAAACUUAUUAACGAUUGUAUUGAGCCAAUCAAUCAUAAUGGAAGUAAUAAACAAACGAAACACGAUAUGUUAAAUUUAAAAUCGUCAGUACCUCUGAACGGUAUUAAAGCGAUCUACUAUCCAAGCAACAACAAAUCUUCCCUUUUAUAUAACGGAAUUAAGAACAAUGUUAAUUGCGAUUGUAUAAGAACCAACGCUGAAGGAGUUUUUAUCCAACCAAAUUUAGCAAUAGACAAUUCAUUUGUAAAAUGUGAUAUAAAAAACAUCGUACCGGAAAGCAUUGAAAGCUCGAUAAAUCACGUACCACGUUGUUAUCUCGGAAGAAAUAAUUUGACAUCAAGGCAAGAUGGUAAUUCUAUUAACCAAAAUAUAAGUGGAGUAGUAUAUAAAAUACCUGAAGUGCACCCAUCGAUAGAUGAACCAUAUAUCAUACAUCCUAAUUCGAUUUCGAAAAAUUAUAUGGAAAAUUUAAGCAAUUCUAUUAAAUGUUAUGCGCUUCCGUCUCUGUCGUCUCCUAUAAAUCUUAACAAUGAAGAUAAGGAAAGAAUGUAUACCUCUCCAAUGUAUGUACAACCAACUCCUAUUAAAGUUUAUCCUCAACAAACUACCAUUAAUGUCAAAUCAAUACACAAUACACCAGUAAUUUCUGCUGCGCCUUAUACAGUACAAGCUCCAAAAUACUCAUUCUAUGAAAUCAAUAAACCUAAAGUUACUUUUCUUAAUCCCACAAAAGCUCAGAAUCCAGAAGGUUAUAAAAACCCCACAGUCACAACAAUCGCACCAAAAGUACUACAACAAAAUGACUCAAAUUUUAAUUCGAUAAAACCAAAAGUUUCUAAUGUUAAUGUUUUAGCAAACACUGGGUACCAGGUCCAUUCUCCUAUUAAUAAAUAUAACUCGCUUUUAAGUGCUUCCUUAAAUAAUAUAACUUCAGUUAUUGUUUCUAAUAUUCUAUCAAGUUUAAAUAAAGAUAUUUCUAAAACGUUAAAGAAACCAUUAUCCCAAGGCUUCAACGUAACGCCAAUAUCAUGUGAAAUACCAACUUUUGAAGUGACGCAUCCUUGUAUUGAAUCGCCGAGGUAUUUACCAGAGACGCCAAUAAAAAUAAGAAAAGAUAAUUCGACAAGCACUGCUACCAAUAGAUCAUCUAAACCGAGUGUAUCUACGAUAACAAUUAAUGUUUUACCACCAGUACAGCAAAUAUCCAAUGAUAUUAUUAUAAUUGUAUAA
Molecule: messenger RNA, 2625 nt
Organism: Pieris macdunnoughi
Lineage: Eukaryota; Metazoa; Arthropoda; Insecta; Lepidoptera; Pieridae
Source: the annotation of a GenBank genome assembly